Saccharomyces eubayanus is the source of this 1800-nucleotide messenger RNA. RefSeq names its product Bud8p (gene BUD8). The coding region runs from base 1 to 1800 and encodes 599 amino acids. The transcript has a single exon. NCBI's taxonomy places the organism in Eukaryota, Fungi, Ascomycota, Saccharomycetes, Saccharomycetales, Saccharomycetaceae. The record is from RefSeq and is a predicted model, not a curated record.
AUGGUACAAUCAGAAGAGGACAAUUUAGACUCUUCGGAAACAACAGCAUCCAUAUCAUAUAUUAGUACUUCAUCUGCAUCAUCAAGAGCACAUCCAAGGACAUCAUUAUUUUUGGAGAAUCUUCAUGACGCAAAUGACGAUUUUAAUGCAGAACAAAUGGCGAUGGCUACUGUUUCUUAUGAAAAUACAAGUAGAGGUGAAGGCUUUACUGUAUACAUUAACAAUGAAAGAUACUCGCGAAUCAUGAGUGCAUCUACAAGCUCUAGCUCCAGCAUUAAAUCAUCUCCAAUUGCACAAUUCCGCACUAUCCAAGAUCAUAAUGUACCAACGAACACAGUGGAUCCAGUUUGGCUUCGACGAGUUAAUGAGGAGUCUUCACCCACAAGAAAUGCAACACCCUCACAAACUGUGACAGUACGACCGGAAAGGGCCCUGAAUUCACCUUCUUCACAAAGGUUAAGUUGCGCAUUGACAAUAUCAACUUCAGUACUAAUGGGAGAAGAUAUUGAGGAGAGUCCCUUAGAGCGAGAAUCUAACAGGGCCGUAUCUUCAAUAUAUUCUUCUUUGGUAAUUCGCGGGAACGAUGAGCCAAAGAGUGGAACGCCCCGGCGCCCUACUCCAACUUUUCAACCUAAUGAAACAAUGGAAAAUUCAUUUCUUUCUUACCAAUACGACGAAACUUUGGAACCUAGUGUUGCAGAAGCAGUAAAACUAACGAAAAAUAGGAAUCCCGAUGUCAAUUACAUUAGUUCACGCAGUGGAGAAGGCCAAAAUGAAAACCAAAGUCAAUACGAACUCACAGACGAAUCAAAGUUCAUACCGCAUAAAUUCAAAAUUCCAGAGAAGACGGCAUCCAUAGUGUCAUCAGCAAGUGAUGAGUUUAAUUCGCCAGGUGCUCCGAACACAGCAACAAGAGCGAUGAAAAUUCCUCAGAGUCCAUCACUAAUAGGAAAUUUACUGAUUCCGUUACAUAACAGUGACAGCAGUAACGGGAGUUCCCCCAGUGAUUGUAGAGGCCCCAGUCGUGAAAAUAUAUUCCGUUCCAAGUCAACGUACAACACUUCUUCAUCCUUAGAGGAAGAAGGCCCUCCCAUUGGAGUACCAUCAAUUCCUGUCUUAAGAAGUGUGUCGGGACCAAGCAGAUGGGGGAAGACGCCUCUACGUGUAGAUUCCGGAAGAUCGACGAAAUCUGAACCGUUUUCACCGUAUGGAGGACCUAAGACGCCAUCACCAUUAAGCAAAGUAAACAACAAACGUAAAGGAGCCUCGGAACACGAACAUUUUAUUGUAUUAGCUCCUAUUAAAUCGCAAAGCACACAGCAAUUAGUUGAUGAGAAACCGAUAAUAGAAAUACCAGGCCGAAGUGUACGACGAGAAAUCCAAGAGAAAACUGACACUACAAAGCGAGAUGGCGGCGGUGUUGAGGAUAUGGAUCUGGAAGCAAGAAUGCCGAUCCAGCAUAUCGACACCGCAUCUAUACAUUCUUUUGAUUCAGGGCAGAGUGGAUUCAAAGACGUUUAUAGCGUUGGGAGCAUCGUUAUGGUCAUCAUAUGUUGCAUCGUGGUACCGCCCUUGUUUUUCAUUAUUGGAUGUGGCCCCAGAAGCAAAAUGGUUUCAGAUUAUAGGUUGAUGAGACUGAUCAUGAAUAAGGAACACCGGGUGGCGUUGCUACAAGGAUUCAUUUGGGACGUUGAUUUGCGAUGGUUCCGAACACUAUGCCUAAUCCUAGGGGCUGCUGAAACCAUGAUGGUGAUGGCAGGUAUUGCCAUUGGCUUCGGUGUAGGUAUCACACAAGAAUGA